This is a messenger RNA of Coccidioides posadasii C735 delta SOWgp, 414 nucleotides long. The record is from RefSeq and is a predicted model, not a curated record. NCBI's taxonomy places the organism in Eukaryota, Fungi, Ascomycota, Eurotiomycetes, Onygenales, Onygenaceae.
AUGGCGAGCGGCGCACCAAAGAAGCCGGACUGGAUUGUCAUCGUGCCAGAUGCGGCCAGCACUACUCUUGAGAAAAGGAUGGGGUUUAGAGACGCGCAUAUCAGCAACUUAGGCCCGAUCAUCGAAUCUGGGUUCCUCAAAAUGGGAGGCGCGGUCCUAUCUCACCACCCCAAGAACGGUGAGGCUCCCCCCAUGAAGGGAAGCGCACUGAUUGUCCAAGCGGACUCUGAAGAGGAGAUCCGUGACAUCCUGGCAAAAGAUGUCUAUGCCACAUCGGGAGUAUGGGAUUUGGACAAUCACAAGGCACUGGAUGUCAUGCCAUGCUGGAGGUCUCAUACGUUUCACCAGGAUCUUCGAAGUGCCGAUGCCAAAGAAGAGAAGGUCGGCUUGCUCAUUGUAACAUCCCAUAUAUAG